AUGUGUGUGCAUUUGCUGCAAGAACCUUCUGCUGAAACAUUCUCAAAACCAAUUAAUUCCGCCACAAAUGAGAUUUCGUUCCCGAACUUCUGCCAAAUCCUAAUGAAUAUUCAAGCCGUUGUCGACAAGGUAUUUCCAAAUCUUACAACCAACUACAAAAAUUCGGAUUGGCUGUGGGAACGUGCAAUUCUGGCACCCAAAAUUUAUGAUGUUAACAACCGGAUCACCGAUAAUGUUUCUCCGGAAUUUAAACGCGCCAAAAUUAUGCAACGGAUCAAGAUUGAUUCACCAAAUUUAAUUGAGGCAAAAAUAAUCGGUGGCAGAUUCAAAGAAAACAGUCGGAUUAAUACAACGUCCCUUAAUAAUACUGCACUUGAAGUAGCACCAAGUGGUUGUGGUGGUCGUAGUAAUAUUACUUUGGAAAAUUCCACAUCAGUGUCAGCCCCAGUUGUCAUACAGCAUAGACAUCGUUUUGCAACAUUGAGUUGCAUUAGUGGCGGCAAUGUCAAUAAUAAUGGGGAAGAUGGCGACAUUAGCGUCGAGCAAAAUAACCAAUUUAUUGUAAAUCGACAGCAGCAGGAGCAAAAUCAAAGACGACGACCCUUUUUGUGUCGCACACCACCACCAAAUUAUCACUCAUUGCCUGCAACACCCCCACCAUCGUAUACGCCGCAUCCGCAACAACUCCAUCUGCAGCGAGCGUAUCAAGAGCAACAACAAACUGUGCGAUUACCGGAAAACUCAAGAGACGACAAUGUGAACAAUGACGAACAACAGGAACAACCGGCUCAGCAGCAACAGCAGAGUACUCAUCAUCAUCAUCAACAGCAGCAGCAAUUGCAACCUUUAAGGGAUUUUCAAGUACCGGAAGCACUUGCGCUACCCCAUGAAGGGCAUGGAGUAUUAAAUAGGCUAAAUGUUGGAAGAAAUGGCAUAAAUGAGCCAACGGUUGUAAAUAGACAAGUAGGAUUAGCUAAUGGAAGAUGUGCCACAAGAAAUGUGGCAACAGUGUCACCAAAUCAUCAUCAGCAGCAGCAUCAACAACAGAUACAACAAAGAAGACGGAAGCAACGCAGACGUAAUCUUUAUUUAUUACAACAACAACAACAGCAGCAGCACCAACAACAACUGCAACAAAUUAAUCCAACCCUUGGCAAUCAUACCACAGAUUCUGAAAGCUCUACAAGUUUAACGGACGCCAGUGAAAGUGACAAUGACAUCAUUUGUAUAGGCAGCACAAGAGAUCAAAGAAGACGUCGCCGGCAACGUUUACUUAAAUUAAGAGAUGCAUAUUGUCCUGACUUGUUAAAUGCCUGCUCAUUAAUUUUACUUCAACAACAGACAAGUGAUUCAACAGUCGGUAGUUUUACUGAUACACCACCACCGCCACCCGAAGAACAUUUUAAUGAGUCAACCGAUUACGUGGAAAUCGAUGAAUUUCAACAGUCAAACAGUCGACAAAAUGGUGGACAAAUUAAAACACAAAGUUUAUCACAAAUCUAUGAACAAAUCCAUCAAUGUGAAACAGAUACGUAUGCAUCGCACAACAAUAGACUGAAUGGAGUGGGAUUGGCGGGAGAAAGAGACGAGAGAGAAGACGAAGAAAACCAAAGAUUAUACUAUAAUAACAAACAGGAAAUGGGUCAAAGUUUAAGUAUACGAAGACCAAGAAUAUCACUAACCUGGGUAUUGAGAGAACAAUCACAAAACCAACAACAGCAGCAGCAACAAAACGAACAGCAACAACAACAAAAUACCAAAAAGGAAGAGGAGAAACCGACUAAGGAAGAGAAAAAGGAGAAUAUUACCGAUUUAAAUAAUGUUCUCAAUAACAAUCAAAUUAUAAACAAUCGCGUUAAUAAACUGGAUCAUCAUUCAUCAGGGGUAGAGAAGAAAAAAUAUCGUUUGAAGCAUAUACCCGGCAACAGUGAACCCCUAAACGGCUAUGCUACCACACCCACAGGCUACACCAAUACUCCCAAUGCCCUGGGUUCUCAGAAAUUCUUUAGCAAUCAAAAUUUAUUGGAAUAUCACAAAGAUGAAGGCCACUGUAAGCCCGCCUCAAAGGAUUUACUAUUUGUCUGUACGCCUCAAAGAGUUCCGGAUAGUUUUGGUGGUUCCACCAUGGAUGUCUUGGCAUUGGCUAAGAAACGUAAUGAAAUACGCAAGAAAUUGGCCACGAAAAUGGCCCACUUCCGUUCUGAAUCACAAACACCCCGAUUAGUCAAUAAUAUUAGUAAUGGUGUGCAAUUGAAAAGGGACACAAAGUCCUCCUUAAAAUCAGGAUCCUAUUCAGAACCUAGUCUUAUAGCUGCCUCUGAGGGCAACUCCCGCAGACAUCGUCAUCGCAAGCGGCGAGAAAGAAAUCGCAGCCAAAAAUUCGGCUAUGAAAUCAAAAAUGUCGAUGAAUUCUUAAACAAAUGUUCGCUGGCCUCACCGGGCAAUAUACCCAUGGUUUUAUCUACCUCAUGCAUACUGUAUCAAACAAGACCGGGCGGCUAUCAAACGGAGAUAUCACUCCCUUUGGGAAUGGUGGUGAAUGCAGUAUUUAAAAAUCAAAAUUGGCUGUAUGUGCAAACACCGCAUGCGGAAGAAGGUUAUGUUAACUACACCACCUGUUUACCGCUGGGCAUUCUGCCACCCGAAGCACGCAAGGAGUCUUCCAGUCAUAGCAAACCUACACCAUGUUGGGAAUCUAAUGGUGAUAUAUUUCCCAAACCCUGUGGCAAUAUGACAGACUCCGAAAAGGAAAUACAUUUAAGAGUAGGCUCCCGUAGUGAAGGCGCCCGCACUCCACAUCUGAAAAAUCCUGCCACAGAUAAUGAUACGGCCACUGUAAUAUCAGUGAAGACAGAAAACACCGACUGUCUUAACGGCAAUGCCACCUCCUCCUCUAUGUAUGGCGAACAACAGGUAGAUAAAUUGUAUUUGAGGGCAGCCUCCCAACCCAAACUUAAUGAGAAGACAUCAUAUGCUCAAUUAAAAAUUAUACGUAAUCAUUCAUCGGCCAAGUCGCAAUCAUCAGCACACACCAAUGAUGAAUAUGUUACAUUGCAAAAGCAUCAUCAGCACCAGCAGCAGCACCAGCCACAGCCACAGCCACACCAAAUCAAACAAAAGCAUGUACAUACAAAUCAACCCGUACAAAAGACUUACAUUACACGCACUUUCAUUACCAAUGGCCAUAAUGGCCAACAUUUGCAUCCGAAAGAUAUGAAAACAAAUCUGCAACAGCAGCAGCAACUACUACAGCCAACAACUAAUUGUAACCUUAAAACUUCGAACUCAACAACAAUGCUACAACAACACCAGCAACAACAACAAACAAAUAGCCCAACAACCAUAACAGUUACUUCAUUUCCAGCCAACAAACAUCAACUACAAACUUCACAACAGCAUCAAUCUCAAUCAUCAUUACAACAUAAUCAGCAACAGCAGCAUAAUCAACACACACUGGUUGCCCCACGUUCCGUAUUGAAUGCCAUACGCCGUUCCACAGCCCACUGUGGUCAACGUCAGACACUGGUGGCCAUAACCACAGAUUAUACAACGGAUGCUUUGACGCUGCACAAAGGCGAUAUUGUAACGUUAUGCGAGUGCCGUGAGACCAAAGAUCACCGUCAAUGGUUUUACGUGAGAACACGUGAUGGUCGUCAGGGUUAUAUACCAGCCGAAGUGGCGGGGCAUGGCUAUUUGUAAUUAAAUUAAACUUUCAACAUCAAUCAAUAAAAGGAAAAUUCAUAAAUACAUAAUACAUAC
Molecule: messenger RNA, 3759 nt
Organism: Calliphora vicina (urban bluebottle blowfly)
Lineage: Eukaryota; Metazoa; Arthropoda; Insecta; Diptera; Calliphoridae
Exons: 4
Coding region: 1-3699 (1232 amino acids)
Molecular function (GO): protein binding
Source: RefSeq, a predicted model, not a curated record